CUUUCCUGAAUCUUCGCUCGACGGUGCCAACUCGUCGCACAAUUGCCCGUCGGGUCACAUUUCCCGAGUAUACUCAUUUCUGCGAACCGCCACGUGCGACAUGGUCUGAUUCGUGUGCGCCUGCUGCGAUGCCCAACGAGGAUUCACCAUCGUCAAAAGAGGCAGCCCUGCCCGCGUCAGCAGUCGUGACGACAACACCAAUGACCACGGCGGAGGCGGUGGUGGAGAGCGACGAAGCCGACGAAGCCAAAGAAGCGUCAACACCGUCGGCGCCAGCGACAGCAGCGCUGCCUCCGGUCUCAGCAGCGUCGACCACAUCAGCACCCGUACCCGCAUCCGCGCCGCCGUCACCGCUGGACGCAUUUCCUUCGUCCUCAACACCUCAAGAAAUAUCUCGCCAUGUUUCCCGUUCAUCAUCGCCCGGUAUUUCUCGCUUGGAUGGCACGCCGUCGCAUCUCCUCAAACCUCUCCUCUCCCUCUCUCACUUCUCCACUCCUCCUCCCGCCGUCCCUGUUGCACUCCGCUCUCCCUCCCCGGCCCUGCAAUCUCCGGCCUCCCCAAGGAUACCGUCUUUAUUUCCUCCGGAGGUGCGUGGCCGGCCCGGGAUGUCCGAGGAAAGGAUGGAUGCCUCCACGAUGGUUCCAACGCCGACGGACGAACGUGCCGUGGCAGCUCCGGUCGCAGAUUUGCAGGACUCUCCCAGGACACAAGUGCCAAGGUCGAGCGAUGAAGCGAUGGCCCAACCGUCUCUUAUUGAUUUGUCCGUCAUGAGUGUCGGUCAAUUAAUUCGUUCGCAAAGAUAUCAUCGACGAAAGACCCACCUGGCUCAGGAAAACCUCAACCGGCUCCAGACAGCCGCGGCUCGAACGGUUCGCUUGGCUUGUGCUGCACGCUCGGCCCAUCGUACAUUCGCCGAAUGUAUCAGACUGGAAGACAAAGCCAACUUUGCCAAUCUUUUAUAUGCUUUCCAUGAUGCUUCCGAUGCCUGCUUCUUCCCGGCCGACUCCGUCGAUUUGGAUAUUCACGAAACGCCGCUGUUAGGACCCGGUGUAUCUUUCCUCGAUGGCCUUUCCUCUCCUUCUCGUGAUACAGUUCUGGACCUGCUGUCCAGGUUGAGGUAUGAUGGAGCAUUCGUUGCUGACCGCUUGUCCUCCCUUACGCAAGGCGAGGCUACAGCAUUACUUUCUAAUCGUUGCAACCCUCGUUCCACGGAGACUUCAAUCUUCGGUGGCAUGUCCAAGGUCAGUCCGCGGGCUUCCAGCGCUUUGGGUCCUCUCGCGGAGUCUCAAAUGGAGCUGCUAGCAUCGCAGGGCUUUGGCAGUCCGUUAGAAAUGUUGAUAUACGUCCCGAGGAGUGUUACGAAAACCGACCCAGGAGAAGAUGAUAUGUCGACCGAGGUCUGGUCCCAUGUGUGUGCUAGAAUGAUCACCGAUCGCAACCCGGUGUGUGAAAGAUUCCUUUCUACAGUGUUCGACGUUUUUGCACGAAUGUGCCCCUGGCCUGGAAAGGAACGUCUUGAAGUUUGGAUGCUUCAAACACUCCAGCAGGGAGCAUUCCUGCUGGAAGGUCCACCACCAAGGACGUUCCGCGCCCGCAUGGAAGGUGAGAAGGACGGCGGAGAUGAGUAUGAUGCCCGCAAGGAUGCAUUUUAUUCAAAAAGUGCACAGUCUUUACUGGAGCUACUGGCCGACCCAAAUGGAGCGAGCGUCCUGCCACCGGGAGCUCUAAGGAUAUGUCGCGCCACGAGCUCUAACCUACAGGCAUCACCCGAAUUACAACAUGACUACUCACAUGCAGUGCUAUUGAAAUGGCUCACUUCAGAUUUCCUGAUAGACGCUAUUGUGGCACCUGAGGCCCAUGGAAUGUUGACUGACCAUCAUUUGUCCGAUGUGGCUCGUCAACGGAUUCUUCUUGAAGUGGCGAAGAAGUGUCGGGAAGUCGUAUAUAAUGUCUUGUAUUCAUGGCGAAAAUUUGUCGGCAUUGUCUCGCCAGAGAUGACCCGCUCUGUGCAUGCUGUACUGCACAGACUGCGACACUCGCCGUCCGCUGUCAGUCUGAACGCGGUGCAAUCCGUUCGACUGUCACCUAAACAGCCGAUACGGGCGGAAAAAUUUCUCGUUCUCUCUGUGACGGAAGCUCUCUCUAUCGUCAAUGCGCUUUAUCCACGGCAAAGACCAUCGUCCGCCUCCUCAAAUUCUAAGCAUUUUAGAUCAGGCCCAGGGUCGUCGGCAUCUUCAAUAUCGGGAUUAUCACUUUUUGGCAGCCCUGCCAAGUCAAUGGAAUCGCGCGAAGUUUCCAGUUCGUGGAUGCCUGCAAUUCCGCCGCAUGUCGAACCUACGCGAAGAGACCGUGUGCCCGAACAAGCCUUGAAGCCAGAGGUUUAUAUGGAACUAGAAGAAGUUGCUGCCAUAACCACCCGGACCUCAAGGCAAUACUGGAACGUUGUUCUCGCGCGCUCUCGGAGCCCAAAUUUAUGCACAAUGCACCAGGGAUGGGCCACCCUUUCUGACGGUACUAUCGUCCAAGACAAUUUGAAUGGCCCGGACAUGCCGGGAAGCCCCAUUGGUCUCCCUCUUGGGGAAGCGUUCCAUGCGGCGAGAGAAGCUGUCGACAUAAUGCUACAAUACGCGACCGUGAAUGACUACAUGGACAGCACACCAAGCCCUGAACACGAUAGCAAGCCGCAUGACCAAAUUCAAUCAUUGUUCAGCCAGAUCAUAUCUGACGAGCAAGAAGGCUCCGAGUUUCUAUCGUCCCAUGCAUGGCAUUGCAGACUCCAGGACUUCCUAGCUUUCGCCCCAGUAGGCAGUGAUCCAGAGCUUGUGCACCUUCUGCUUGGCGACAUCGCACGAUCUGUCCAGCGGUCUAUGGAACGAUUUCAAAUCCACCAGGCAGGAUGCGAACAUUGGGCAUAUCUCCUACGGCCUUUGACCAAACUCCGAAGCGAACUUAUAUUCUCGACUGCCGAUCUCAAUGAACGUUUAAGGGACAAGAUGUGGUACGUAGCUGACGUAAGGGCAUCAGCACAGUUCAACGAUGCCAUUGCGGUUAUGAAAGCGCUACGCACCAUGGGCAAAGCCAAAAAAGGUGCUCACUCCAAUAUUCCGUCUGCCGCACGACCAUGGAGCUCCACAAGACCAUUGGGGGUGAGCUUGCACCUGAAAUCUGAUGAACAAAUAUUUGAGCUGCUCAGUGCGAAGGUGUCGCGCGGCGGUCCGAACAAACUCACCGACGAUAUGGCUCGCUUGACCUCUGUUUGGAUGGAGCGCCAAGGUAUCGACAAUCUUUGCGCAGGUGAGGAGCGACUUCACAAGCUCUGCAUGGAGAUCAGGAAAUGUGUCGAUGCUAGCACGGCCAAGGACGCAGCAGAAGAUUGCUCACUGGGCGGGAAUGUUCUGUUCGCUAGGGAUGGCUCUGUACCACCUCGGCCGGCUCUACACUUUACCCCGUCAAUGCUGUCUCUGAGCAGUCAACAUAACUCUACAGGGACCGUGAGAUCGCUCAACCUGCACAGCAACGCUCGAAGCCUGGAUGCAAUUUCAAACGCUUCUCAUACUCUAUCAAGCAUGAGCUCCCGCGACUAUCUCGACUCUCGCAGCCCGACGCUAGCCACGCGCUCUUCCACGUACUCCAAUGCUACCACAGAAGCGGCAACUGCUUCGAGCGUCACAAGCAUGGGUACUUCGAACACUCAAUCAGCGUAUACCCCGACGGCGCGCGGACGAUCUGGCAGACAUAGGCUGCUGCACCCAAAUGCAGCCGAUCGACUCCGGGAGAGGCUCACUAGCCUUUUGGUCAGCGACCUCACAGCACACUUGUUUGUCGAUGGCAGCGAGACAGAUCGCGCCUUCAACACAGGUCUUGCAGCCGACAUUGUUGAGAAACACCGCCGUGCCACCACACAAAUUCGGUUCAACGCCUACGCUGCUCAGACCGGAGCAGAUCUUAGAUCAACAUCACCUAUGUCGAUUUCAAAGUUUGAUUACAACGCUGCAUUUGCAGGACUCUUACGAAAAUUUUCGGCUUUCUCAAACCCUGCCACGAAGCUCGCUUGCUUGUAUGAUAUGGAUAGAUUGAUUGUGCCGUACAUGGCCGAGCGAUUGGACGAAGAACUGUCGCAGUCCUCGCAUAGCACCUCGGGCGCCACACCAACUUCAGAAUCGCGCCUGCGCGCCAAAUACACGACCGAAGCGAAUGUACGCGGCUUCCGCGAUAUCUUCUCCCAGGCCUCCCUGCGGCCGCUGACCAUUUUCCGCGAUCUACAAUUCAUUGCAGCUCUGACGCCCUCCUCGGUCUUGCAGAACACUGCCUCUGGCAAGGCCUUUUGCAACGCUGCUGUUGCGCUAAUGGACCUCAAGCACGAGGCCAGAACCAUCAUGAUUGAGACCGCAGAUAGUAUCAUUGCGCAUGUCACGAGUCGCCGGGGUCAUGAGCGAGCGUCGUCUACCGCGCAGCUGCAACGUGAUGAAGCAGUCUUCAGCACGCCGGCACGCACGCCGCCAGCCGCGGACAUUACACGCUAUGGUAUGGCCGAUGCUGCAUAUUUGCUGCAAAUCGCGGCAAAGGAGGGUGAUGCCGUCGCUCAGCGCGAGUUAGCCACGCUGUACCUGACGCAUCCGGAAGUCAUGGACCUAAUCAUCGCACCCUUUUCAUUGCCACGUGAGGUUUUCAAAGAAGAGUUAGAAACCAAGUGGCGUCGCAGUCAAGAUCCGAAGCGGUAUGAUCCCGUCACCAUGUGCGUUGCUCAUCAUUGGAUGAGCCUCAGCGCAAAAGGCGGUGAUACCUUGGCGACCGAGUUCUUACGCCAGCGGGAAGAGAUGGACAGUUUCUAGCAUCGAUCGUGUUCGCAUCUUGUCGACUUCUAUCCAUGCUAGAUUACGCACUUGAGAGAGGCAUGGUUUGUCUUCGCGACAUAUACAAUACAGUGGCGCUGGCGCAAUUGUACAUUUGAGGAGACGCACUUUUACUGUUUUGGCACAUGUCGGGAUUGUGAUACCCAGUGGAGGACUGUAUGGAUGCCGAGGAAUUAUUGUCGGAAAACAUAUAUACAUGCCUUUGUCUUUCUAUGUUUCGCUCGCUUGUUAUGACGAGUCCUAAGGUUGCAUACGAGUCACCAGUGAUCACACAGCGGACUGUGUUGGGUCACGCACUGGCGCUACAAUAAUUGUUAAACACAUUCCAAGG
Messenger RNA from Dissoconium aciculare CBS 342.82, 5184 nucleotides. RefSeq lists its product as uncharacterized. The record is from RefSeq and is a predicted model, not a curated record. NCBI's taxonomy places the organism in Eukaryota, Fungi, Ascomycota, Dothideomycetes, Mycosphaerellales, Dissoconiaceae. Bases 129 to 4832 code for a protein of 1567 amino acids. The transcript is spliced from 4 exons.